Messenger RNA from Exaiptasia diaphana, 1946 nucleotides. RefSeq names its product potassium voltage-gated channel subfamily H member 7. Gene Ontology annotation, molecular function: inward rectifier potassium channel activity. The coding region runs from base 45 to 1034 and encodes 329 amino acids. The record is from RefSeq and is a predicted model, not a curated record. Lineage: Eukaryota; Metazoa; Cnidaria; Anthozoa; Actiniaria; Aiptasiidae. Gene Ontology annotation, biological process: membrane repolarization during action potential; potassium ion transmembrane transport. The transcript has 3 exons.
UUACGAAGUUUCCUGAAGGUCUCCAAUACGAAAUACACCUCCACAUGCACCUCACUGUUCUCUCAAACUCCUUCCUCUUCCAUGACGCUGAAAGCAGCUGUUUAAGAAGUAUAUCAAUGCGCAUGCGUCGACACCAUCACCUUCCUGGCCACUUCAUUGUGUACGAAGGAGACGAGGUGAACACUCUUCACCUGGUAAAGAGGGGUAAAAUCGAGAUAAUUGUGGACGGAAAUUACAAAGGAAGAAUUGUUGAAGGUGACGCAUUCGGAACAACUCUAAGACAAGCAUCAACUAGAGCCCAGUCCGUCGUCAGUCUCCGUGCCUCGUCGUGUGUCGAUUGUCACGUGAUCAAGAURAAGGAGUUAACCGAUGUUUUGCAAUCCUAUUCUAAAACUCAUGAGUUCUUGCUCAACUUAAUGGAUACUGCUGACCCUUGGCCUUUGGAAGAGAAAGAGCCAGUCAAUGGYAAUGUCCAUUUCAUCCAAUCCGAAAAGGAAUUAAAAAACCGAAAGCAUCUCGAUUUUGAGUCGAGACACUUCGUAAGCCAAACGUACCGGCUUCGACCGAUCUUCGGCUGCAGAACGGGAGAAACAUCAAGUAUUCAGGAAGAGCCUAUACCUUUAGAAGAUUUCAGAAACCAAUCUGAGCAUCACAAUUUACGCGUACAUUCACCUCGAUUUGUCAAUAUUACUGAUUUGCGAAGCGCGACUCGUGCAGAAGAAGAAGAUGAAUUUGAUGAACAGGAAGAUGAUGAAUCGAUUGGAGAUUUGCAAAUGUCAGGAUAUCAAGAUGGUGACGAAGAAGAUCCCGUCCUUACAGACAUUAAGCUAACRUGUAGUGACUGUGAAAGCGAAAAAGGUCGGCGGACGCAAAUGGAAGAGAAAGUACGAGAAAUGUCCGACAAUAUUCAAAGACUUGAAAAGAAAGUAGACUCGUUGGUAAACGCUUUAUUAUCACAAGGUAAAGACACUAGCAAAGAUCAACCAUCAUUAGUUGAAGUACACAGCAGUCCGCAAAGAACUACUAACGUUUAGAWCAUCUUUAUACAAACGUUUACAAGCGAAUUAAAUCCAUCAAAGUUAAGUUUGUUGGACAGCUUUUUAGAGCAGAAACACGAAGCAGUAUACUUUUUUGACAAGUCAUGUAUGCUACAAUUUUCAUAAUUUAGGAACUCGAGCAAUGGUGAUCGGCCACCUCAUGCUUUUUCUCCCGUCUAUUAAAACUCCGAAAAUUCAAAGUGUCGUACAUAAAAAUCGAAGUCAAAUGGCGAUUUAUUUUCGAUUUUAUCGGAACUGAUUCUUGGUGAAAUGAGAAAUUUCGGCGAAGUUCGGAGUUUUGAUUGACGGAAUCAAAACCAGAAAAUGGUACGUUUAGCGUAAGGCAAUUGAAGUAUUCUUAGUGCAGUAAGGAAAACAUUUCAUAUCUUAAAAAGCCYUCAGUAUCUGAGAGAAUUACAUUUGUAUGUGGCCGAAGAAUGUUGGCUUGACUUGAAAGAAUCUUCCCACAGCGCUAGAGCUACAAACAAGGUUGAUUACAUUGUUUAACAAGCGAGACUUGAUCAGAAAAGAAAAAAAAAACGUUCAUCUAUUUAUAACUUUUUAGCUUUCCAUUUUUUUAUAAGCAAGAAAACAAUGUUUUAUUAUACAGAUAGUUUUCGAAAGACUAUCUUUCUUGAGGUUUUCAGAACUUUCAACAUAGAUUUAGAUUCUAUUGUCAACUAGCAAAGGCUAGUACGAAGGUAGUUUUUACAUCGAAAUAUUUCAUACAUCUCAUUUCAUUAUUUGCUAUCAUGAUCAGUGUAUGGACAAUUUGAAUUCUCUUUAGUAGCCUUAACUUCUCGAAAGUCUUCGUACUAAAUUCACGACCGACCAUACUUAAAGGGACACUGUCAAUGGAUGACAUGCGCAGUAACAGUCUCACCUCUAACGGACUUUGAAAGUAUAACC